This is a messenger RNA of Phalacrocorax carbo (great cormorant), 1720 nucleotides long. The record is from RefSeq and is a predicted model, not a curated record. NCBI's taxonomy places the organism in Eukaryota, Metazoa, Chordata, Aves, Suliformes, Phalacrocoracidae.
AAGAGCAGGGAAGAGGAACGCCGGGUGGCAGAGAGGCAGGGAGGGGGAAAGACACGCUGAAGAAGGAGAGGGAAGAGUUGGCUCUGAGCUCCCUGGGGAACAUCCCGGGCACCGCCCCGGCCCCCAGCCGCCGCCGCCAGCCCCGCGCACCCAGGAGCACGGCGGCCAGCCCCGCCAGCCCUGCGCCCCGGCACCGCCGCAUCCCGCCGCUCCGCCGCCCGCGCCUCGCUGCGCCCCGCCAGCCCCGGCUCUCUGCUCCGGCCGCGCCGCCUCCUCUCCCCCUCCUCUUCUCUCCUCGGCCCCUCCGCCGCCGCCAGCUCCGCCCCGGGGCUGCGCCCUGCGCCGGCGCCGCUCGGGGGCUCGCCCGGCCCCGCAGCGCUCAGUGGCUCUGCACGGGCAGAGGGUUCUCUCCGGGGAAAUGGGCUCUCCCCGUCCUCCUGGGGAGCAAGGGCUCCCCCGCAACAAGAACCCCGCACAGCGCCAGGCACGGCCUGGGAGAGCUGCAGGGCCCUGAGCCAGGAGAUGGACCGGCUUCCCAGAGCUGCCUCCGAGCUCAGGGGCUGGAAACACCAGCCGCUGGUUUCCUGCGCAUGGCAGUGAGGAGGCUGAGGGCCUGCCUUCAGCUGCCUCUCUGCAGGCCCAGCACACUGCCUAGAAUGGGGACUAGUCAAAAUGGGCCAGAAAUUUUUCCUGAGGGUGCUGUUACGCAGGAUGGGGUCAAAACCAAGGAGAAGAAGCCACACACCUGGGAAGGUAACAAAAAGUGACCAUUGAGGUGAGCUGAUGCGGGAGGGAAAGAGAAGGACAGGGUACAUCCUCAUGCACAGGAACCCUUGAGUGUCCAGCUGAGGAAUGCUGGAAUAUCUUCCUGAGAACAGUGCUUCAAACAGCCCCACCAAAGUGACCCAGGCUGACUUCACUGGCCUGCUCUCGACCCGUCCAGCGCUUGAACUGAGUUCUGCCAGCACUGCUGCAUUCCUGCCCUAGAAAUUCUGGGGCCUUUCAUCCCAGCACUCACAAGAAGCCUUCAAUGGGGAAUGGGCACGCUCUAUACCUGGCAAUGAAAAGGCAGCAGUGUUGGAAAUCACAGCACAGCCCAUAUCAUUAGCUGUGACAGUCUGCAUUGAGGAUGAGCUUGUCAGGAAAUUGUUACCUCUGCAAAGGGUGCCUGUGUUCCUGCGGCAAUGAAGGGCAGGUAUAAAAGCCAGCGCAAGUCCCCGCUCUCUCAUCCACUUCUCUUGCCUCCUUCUCCUUGGGAACAGGUGCACCUCCAGCCCAGAGACAUGUCCUGCUACAGCCAGUGCCUGCCAUGCCGGCCCUGCGGCCCGACCCCGCUGGCCAACAGCUGCAAUGAGCCCUGUGUCAGGCAGUGCCAGAACUCCACUGUCGUCAUUGAGCCCCCGGCUGUGGUGGUGACCCUGCCCGGCCCCAUCCUCAGCUCCUUCCCACAGAGCACCGUGGUGGGCUCGUCCACCUCCGCUGCUGUUGGCAGCAUCCUGAGCUGUGAUGGAGUGCCCAUCUCCUCCGGGGGCUUGGACCUCUCCUGCAUUACCAGCCGCUACUGUGGCAGAAGGUGCCUCCCCUGCUAAAGAUGCUGGGAAAGCCCCAGGGAGACAGCCUGAGGAACUCAGAAUAUGGUGCUGGGCAGAGAAUUGCUCUCCUGGAUUGUGUUUUCAGCACAUCUCAGCGACCUUGCCUUUGCCUCCCUUUACUUUGUUGG